Messenger RNA from Tripterygium wilfordii, 1725 nucleotides. Its product is annotated as D-amino-acid transaminase, chloroplastic-like. NCBI's taxonomy places the organism in Eukaryota, Viridiplantae, Streptophyta, Magnoliopsida, Celastrales, Celastraceae. Gene Ontology annotation, molecular function: catalytic activity. The transcript is spliced from 7 exons. The record is from RefSeq and is a predicted model, not a curated record. Bases 1 to 1473 code for a protein of 490 amino acids. Gene Ontology annotation, biological process: carboxylic acid metabolic process.
AUGAGAGAAGCCUUGAAGUUGAAGUUGUUCAGUUCACAUCGUUUGCUUGCAACUAAGGGUGUCCACAACCGAUUUGUAACCGAGAAACCAAUCUAUAACCAUGGUUAUUCAAUUUUCGGAUAUGCGAAUGAGACCCGUACUUGCAACUAUGGAAGCCGGCAAAAUUUCUACUCAUCAUCGUCGUCUCCUUUGGAAUCUCGUGAUCAGACAAACAGCGACACCCCACCAAACCCACUAGGGCGAACUACAUUUGAUAACAGAGUGUUGAUCUUUGAUGCUCAUACUGUGAAUUCUUACGAUUUUGCUUCAAUGGCGUCUCUCCCCAAACCCCUCUCCCAGAACCCAUCUAUUGAACUCCGUAACCAUUCGCAUAAAUCCAUCGCAGUUCAGGGAAACCUUCUGUUUCUCAGUCCUAGGACUCGAUUGUUUGGAAAAGUGAAGGUCAGUUGCUGUUCGCAUCAAACCGAAGCUUUGGUUGAUUCUAGUAUUCCAAAGUCCGACGUUCCUGUUCUGUCUUGUCCAGAGGUCAUUGAAAGGCUAAACACAUUUCGAGACAAUUAUACGGGCAAGCAGCAAUUCCUAGCCAUGUAUUCAAGCAUUGUUGGUGGAAUAACAACUGAUCCAGCAGCCAUGGUGAUCCCAGUGGAUGAUCACAUGGUCCACAGAGGUCAUGGGGUCUUUGAUACUGCUGCGAUAAUGGACGGGCACCUCUAUGAGCUGGACCAGCACCUUGACCGCAUUAUAAGGUCAGCGGCCAUGGCCAAAAUAAACCUCCCUUUUGAUAGGGAAAGUAUCAGGAGUAUACUCAUAAAGACGGUGACUGUUUCUCAGUGUAGGAACGGAUCUCUCAGAUACUGGCUCUCUGUUGGACCCGGUGAUUUUCAACUAUCUCCAUCUGGCUGUGAUUGCCCAGCUCUUUAUGCCAUUGUUAUCCAAGAUCAAUCACCGUUUAACGCAGAAGGUGUUAGGGUAGUAACUUCCUCUGUCCCUAUUAAACCGCAACAAUUUGCUAUCAUGAAGAGUGUGAAUUACCUUCCAAAUGCACUGUCAAAGAUGGAAGCUGAAGAAUAUGGUGCAUUUGCAGCUAUUUGGUUAGAUAAUGAUGGGUUUAUUGCUGAAGGACCUAAUAUGAAUGUGGCAUUUGUUACUAGAGAGAAGGAGCUCCUGAUGCCUCGCUUUGACAAGAUUUUGAGCGGAUGCACAGCUAGAAGAGUUUUGGCACUUGCUGAAGGAUUGGUAAGGGAAGGAAAAUUAUCUAAAAUCAGUGUACAAGAUGUGACUGUGGAGGAAGGGAAGGGAGCAGAUGAGAUGAUGUUAAUUGGCAGUGGAAUUCUUGUUCGCCCUAUACUGCAGUGGGAUGAUCAGGUCAUUGGCGACGGCAAAGAAGGUCCUAUAACCCAGGAACUCUUGAAACUUAUUGUGGAAGACAUGAAGUCUGGCCCUCCAACAGUUCGGCUACCCGUUCCUUACUAAGCAAACUUGGUGGUGUUUUCAUGGUGUUUCAGUGGAAACUAAAAAGGCUGAAGAGCUGCUGCCUGCUGUUCCAAUGCUGCUGUAGCUUGUAGGCAAUUAGAUGCCGAGCUUUACACCAGCUACAUUGUUUGGGAAUCAGAGCAUUGAUGCAUGAAAAUACUGUGUGUAUUUGUAUACAAAGACAACCUUAAGAAUAAUAUUCUACUGUGCCGGAUGCCAUCCUAGGAAAUCUGUUCUAUAUUUGUGUACAAA